This is a messenger RNA of Staurois parvus, 333 nucleotides long. Lineage: Eukaryota; Metazoa; Chordata; Amphibia; Anura; Ranidae. The record is from the annotation of a GenBank genome assembly.
AUGCAAGUGCCGGUUCUCGGCUGCACUUUCCUCACGCUGUCAGAUCGUGAGGAAAGUACUGCCGAGAACUGGCAGUUGUCAGAGCGGGGUUCGGCACCGAUCAUCAGGGCACUGAUGAUCAGUGCCCUGAUGAUCGGUGCCCAGCAGUGCCACCCGCAAGUUCCGCCCAUCUGUGCCCAGCAAUCACCCACCUGUGCCCAGCAGUGCACCCACCUGUGCCACUCUGCAGUGUCACACACACUGUGCCCAGAAGUGCCACCUACCUGUGCCCAGCAGUGCCACCCACCUGUGCCCACCCACCUGUGCCCACCAGUGCCACCCACCUGUGCCCAC